GAACCGCGGCUCUGGUUCAGUAGUGGAGACUGUGAGCCCCGUUGUGUUGUGUGAGUGAAGCAGACACAACUCACGGCGUUUACUGCUUUUUUCUCAGCUUCACUCGGUACUUUCAAAUAAGUUUUGCGUGGAGGAGCGCUCGGCUUGGGACUUUAUAAGGACCUACGGGGUAUGAAAGUGGAGAGGACCCUUCCAACAAAGUAGAAGAGGGAGGCGGACCUGUACGUUUGAUGGCUGCUGGGGAUGGAGCCCAGCUGCCGGCCACAGUAGCGGCCAGCCGCAGCGUGGAGAAAGCGCUGGAAGACGCUGCAGCCAGCGGGGCUCUCAACCUGUCCAACCGAAAACUGAAGGAGUUUCCUCGCAGCGCCAAGAACUACGACCUGUCCGACAUUACACACGCAGAUCUGUCUAAGAACCGUCUGUGUGAUCUGCCGGAGGAGCUCUGUCAGUUCAUCUCUCUGGAGACGCUGAGCCUUUACCACAAUGGGAUGCGCUCACUGUGCUCCAGCCUGGGCAACCUGCAGGCCCUCACCUACCUCAACCUCAGUCGUAACCUCCUGUCCAGUUUACCCCCAUCGGUGUUCCAGCUCCCCCUCCUGCGAGUGCUUAUCGUCAGCAACAACAAGCUGUCUUCGCUGCCCGCCUCCAUAUUCUCCCUCACACACCUCCGCCAGCUGGAUAUAAGCUGUAAUGAGCUGCAGAGUUUGCCCGCAGAGCUCGGCCAGUUAGAGUGUCUGAGGGACUUAAACCUGAGGAGGAACCAGCUCACCACUUUGCCUGAAGAAAUCUCUGAGCUCCCUUUAGUCCGGCUCGACGUGUCCUGCAACCGGAUCUCCCACGUCCCCCUGUGCUACCGCCACCUGAGGCACCUCCAGAGCAUCUCUCUGGACAGCAACCCGCUGCAAAUGCCACCGGCUCAGAUCUGCUCCAAGGGCAAAUACCACAUCUUCAAGUACCUUAACAUGGAGGCCUGCAAGAGGAGCCAAGAGGAGCUGGAGAGACACCUGAGACCCACCGGCUUCAACAGCUGUCUGUCAGACCAGGAGCUGUUCGCAGGUCAGUUCGGAGGGCUGGACUCUGGCUUCAACAGUGUGGACAGCGGCAGCAAGAGAUGGUCUGGGAACGAGUCAGCUGAUGACUUCUCAGAGCGCUCUCUACGCAUGGCUGAGGUCAGCAGAGACCAGAGGAACCUGGAGGAGGAGGAAGAGGAAGAUGCAUCUCCUCUGCAAGCUAACAAAGUGAACGGAGAGGCUGAGCAGGUGGACUUCAUCGACAGCAGCGUGACAGAAGAAGAGGAGGAGGGUCCGCCCACACCUCCCCUCACAGCGCCUCCUCUGGAGCAGAAAGAGAGAUCGCCUCCCUCCCAAAACCAGGACUCCACGAUACACCGGUCCAGCCUCCAUGUGGAGGUGGCUCCCCCUUCAUCGGCCUCGUCGUCUCCCCUGUCCCCCUCCAGCCCCACCCUGGAGGAGCGCAGGAGGCCGGGUACGCUGUCCAUCUGGCAGGAGAGAGAGCGUCUGCAGCAGCAGCAGAAAGAGAAGACCAGUUUUCUGAAGUCAUCGACCAAAACAGGAAGUCAUGUGGCCUCUCCACCACUGACAGGAAGUAGCUCAGUUGGUGGAUCACCCGAGAACAGUACCUCCCAAAGUGGGCUGAGGCAUAGAUGUGCAAGUGCUGAUCAGAUGAGCACUGUUCCUCACUCUAUACUUCUACAGCGCUCUAGCAGCAGAACAGAUGUCCCCACCUCCCCCAAGACGUCCCCUCCACCUGGUCAGGCCCAGAGACCCAACAGCUUCCUGUUCCGCACCUCCUCCCGCAGCAACGUCAAACCUGCAGUGUUCACUCUGGGUGAGUCCGGCAGGAGCGAGUCACGCACAACGCUGCGUUCUCCUAAAGACGAGAGACCAGACAUCAUGCAGCUACGCAAGACUCUGGAGUCUCGGCUGAAGAUCUCUCUCUCUGAGGAUCUGGGUGAGGCUUUAUGCAACGGCACCGUCCUCUGCCAGCUGGUCAAUCAGAUCAAACCACGCUCCGUCUCAAUCAUCCACGUUCCCUCUCCAGCAGUGCCAAAACUGAGCUCAUCAAAGUGUCGACUUAACGUGGAAAACUUCAUUGGUGCUUGUCGCAAGCUGGGAGUCCCUGAGCUUUGCAGCAGCAGAGUCCAGCUGUCCAUGUUGCAGCAGGAUUCUCUGUGUUCCCCCCAGCUCAUCCUGGAGGACGAGGGGUUGAGUCGGCUUGCCCAGACCGUCCAGGUGUUGGUCGACCUGGCUGACGGGUCCCAGCGCCCCCCAAAGCAGGAAAUAUCUGGGGCUGCGGGUUCAACACAAUGUUAAAGAUUAUCAGUAUCACCACAGGAAGUGAUCUCAGGGCCAGUGUUAUAUUUCAACAUGCUUCAUAUUCUACUUGUUCUUAUGUUCAUAUUCUAGACAUCAAAU
Scomber japonicus (chub mackerel) is the source of this 2435-nucleotide messenger RNA. RefSeq names its product leucine-rich repeats and calponin homology (CH) domain containing 4 (gene lrch4). The transcript has 19 exons. NCBI's taxonomy places the organism in Eukaryota, Metazoa, Chordata, Actinopteri, Scombriformes, Scombridae. Gene Ontology annotation, molecular function: protein binding. Bases 231 to 2333 code for a protein of 700 amino acids. The record is from RefSeq and is a predicted model, not a curated record.